GCUUCCCGCGGCUCGCAUGGCGGCUGGAGACUUCCCCGUCCAACCCUUCCCUCGGGCCGUCUUCCAUUCCUCUGCUCCGAAUUGCCCUUUCUUCAUUCCCCUGGAACAACAGAAACAUUGCACUUUGCCCAUUCGUGUUUCUCAGAGAGUCGUCGGGAGCUGAGCUUCUGCCUGAGGAAAUGCCCGUUGCGCACGCAUGCCUCCUUGGGGCGUUUCCCGAGCGCUUCUCUCCCCAAAGCUCGGGGGGACGGGGAUCGGAGGUCUCCUGGUGGGGGAUGUGUGUGUGGGAGGACGAUCUGUGCUUCUGGCCACAUCCUCAGAACCUCUCUCUGCAGGAGCAGUCUAUCAGUGGGUGUCAUCCCUCCCACCCCUUUCCCCACGGCCUUUGGGGAAGGAAACGCUCUGUGGUCCUUCCUGCCACCCUUCUGGGCUCCUCCCAAAGAAGCAUGCGUCUUUGGGGCCGCCUGUUCUCCCCCUUGCGUGCCCUACUGAAACCCUUCUUGGGGGCUCCCGAAUCCAGCCCCAGGCUUUCAGAGGGGCAGGCGGCUCACCGAGGCACCUUUCCAAGAGGUGGCUCUUUCCCUCUUCCGCCGGGGGAGACCAACUGGCCCUCGUCCACCCCAGCACAGGAAAGGUUACAGGGCCUGUUGCUGUGGCCGACUUUUGUCUUUCUAGAAGAUGGUAUAACUCUGCUGGAGUCUUCUCAGCUUCCUAAGAUGUUUGGUUUUUAAUUUCUGGUUAUUUUUAAAUGGUUAAAUUGUUUCUCACGUUUUUGUAUAUGUUUUUAACUGGUUUUAUGUUAUUGUAAACCACCCAGAGACGAAAGUUUGGGGCGGUAUACAAAUCGGAUAGCUAGACAGAUAGAUAAGAGCGAUGAAAUACGCAUUCCCCCCAAGAACACAAGCUUUUCGAGACCUCUUUCAUGCAGCGCAAAUACAAUGAAACCUAAAGCAGAUGUUUAAGAAUCAGUAAAUCUAACAGCAUUUUCCCGAGCUCCUGAAUUGUUCAACCCCUCUCAGAUUCAGGAGUCGGGCAGGCAACUGUUUACAUUGUGAUCCGGAUGCAAUAAGCUCGUUAGUAUGAAAUACGGCUGCCUCCUUUUAUUCUUCGUUAUGUAUUUUUAGUAGUUCUGGCGGGUCCACUUUCAGGACCUCAAUCUGUGUUCAGGAGGACUUUGAAAAAUCUAUUUGGUUUUAUGGUUUGUAGUAGAAGUGUGAGUGUUUCCUCUUCCACAUUUGUUUUAAUCUUACGCUGGCCGAAAUAAAGUUUAAGAGAGCAAAGGUUUUGAGGCAAACAUAGGAAACUUUGAAAGGUUUGCUGUUUUUGACGUCUGCUUUCUUUUAUUUGGGCACUGAAGAGGUCUCGAAAGGUUUGUGGUCUCUGUCUUCCCCCUUCGAUUGUGAGCCACUUGGUGGACAGGGCGUCUCCUCCCUUCCCUCUCCCUCUCCGAGAACGGUUCCCUUUCUUCUCCUCGCUCUUCCCCCACCAGCCCACAACCCCGACAUCCCGCUUCUCACUGCUCCGUCGCUCUUCUCCCCCCUUUUUCUCGCUGGUCACCCCACACCCCUCCCCACGGCAGACUUUGCAAGGGGCCUGCAGCUGCCAGAGGAGAGCUGCGGGCCCUUCUUCUCCCCCUCUCUGGGAAGGGGGGCAGGGAUGGGAGCCACCACUCAGCCCCAUCCGGCCGCUGCCACGCUUUCCCCGCUCUCCGUGCCUUCAGGACAGAAAGGGGGCUGGAACAGAACCACAGGGACGGUGGUGGUGGUGGUGGUGGUGGUGGUGGUGGUGUUUCCACACUUCCUAUGGUUCCCUUCCCAGCUCCCUGCGUUUCAAAGAGGCAGAGCGAGAGCCGCGCGGCUGGGUGGACCCGAGCAGUGGCGGGCGGCUUCCUGAGGCGGAGAGCCCUUUGCCGAGGGGCCACCCCCAAGCCCUGCCGCUUGAGGUGUCUGCCUCCCUCCGCCUCACGGAAGGGCCGCCCUCUUCCUUGCCAACAGGCUUCUCCUAAGGCACAAACUGAGCUCCCAGGAGCUGACCGGUCUGGGCUGUGGGCCGGCAAUCUGCCCGCUGCAGGACGCGACUCUCUGAGAAACCCCUUGGAGAAUGCGCAAAGUCCAAUGUGUUCCCGGGGAAGGAACGCCAUUCGAAGCAGAUCGAUGAAAGACGGGACCCUCCCGGAAAAGACAAGGAGAUCCAGGAGGGGGCGCUGUACUCGGGCCCAGCCUCCCAGAGCGUGCCCGGAACUCCCCCCCCCGGCAGGGGUGCCCCCGAAAGCAUCCCCUCCUCCCCCUCCUCCUGCUUACGGCCUUUGCCCCAAGAGGCCAACUCUGUCAGCCUGAUGGCCGACCUUUCUGCGAUCACUCGGCAAAGAGGCACCUUCUAAGGCGGUGAUUCUCUGGAUUGGAGCAGGGGGAGAGUAACCGACCCACUCCACCCCCAGCACAACAUCCCUCCAGUGACUGUGGCUGGUGUCUCUCUUAUGUUCCUUGUUAGACUGUGAGCCCUUUGGGGACAGGGAGCCAUCUUGCUUGUUUGUUAUUUCUCUGUGCAAAGCGCCCUGAGCCAUUUUCGGAAGGGUGGUAGAGAAAUCGAAUAAACUAAUAAACCACAAGGAUGCCCCCCCCCCGUAGCAUUCCCUGUCAGAGGGCUUCCCAGAGGCUGCCGCCUACAACUCCCAGCAUCCCCAGCUGCAAUGGCCUUUGGCUGGGGAUGCUGGGAGUUGUAGUCAACCGCAGCUGGGAUUCUCUGCUCCGCCUUGUGACCCCAGAAACCCCCACCAUCCGGCUCACGGCCUUUGCCUCUUGGGACCAACGCCCCAAGCAGGAAGAGGGGGAGGACGGCGAAGAUAUCCAGUGCACCAGAGCCCGGCGCGGGACGUCUGGGCGCGCUCUGGAACGCUGCGCACGAGUACAGCGCCCCCCUGUGGGAAAGGAAUUGUUGGACUUCCCAGUCUCCGGACCCCGCGGCCAUGCAAGCAGCCAGCCCCGGCGACAAAGGCCCUUCCGUCUCCUCAGAAGAGGGCCCAGCACGCCGACUGGGAGGGCAGGGGGAGCGAUGCAAGCGUGGCCGUUGCCCCCAACGUGUGGGGCUAGGACCAUGCCCCUGCCUCACGGAACCCACCGUGCUGCCGCCCGGCAGACCUUGGCAUUGCUUCGGGCAGUGUCCACGAAGACGGCCUCCUCCCCUUUACCUCCCUCCCUCCCUAGCAGGGCAGUCCCCAAGCAGAGAGAGAGCUUUGGGGGGCAGAGCAGAGACCCCCCCCAUCCUGGCCUCAGCCAGACUCCGGAGUGGACUCUGGGCAGGCAGUAUCUCUCCUGCCAAGGGGCUGCUUCCUUGGACCGAGGGCGGGCCAGGCCGAGACGGGUCCUCCUCCUCCUCCCUGGGGGAAAGCAACUCCCCUUUGCCCAACACCUCCUCCUCACUUGCUCCUUGGCAGAUUCCAGAUCUUUCCACCGGCUUCAGCUGGGGGGGUUGGGGGCUGGCAGUGGGAGGGCAUCAGCCACCGCAUGCCCACAAGGGACUAGCUGGCGUGUCAAGGACAUCCUUCCUUGCCCACAUCUGGCCCUCAGCCGACCACUUGGCAACCAGCUGGCCAGGGUGCUCCUCCUCCCUCCCUCCCUCCUUCAUUCCCGAACCAUCGCAGGAAGCGGGCCAGAAAGUACAAUGCCUAAACUUUGCCGCCGCCGCCGCUGCUGCUGCUGGGUGCAGAGGAGGAGGAGAAGGAAGACUCUGCGUGGCUCUCCGGAAUUGGUUCGGAACCGCGUCCUUCGCGGAAUCCCCUCGGCUUCCUCAUCUCUGCCAGUGGCUCCAAGGAUCAGGACCUCCCUGGUGGUCAGCCUGUUGCUCCUGCUCCUGCCUCAUGGUCCAGACUUUGCCACUGCUGCUGCUGCUGCUGCUGCUGCUGGGUGCAGAGGAGGAGCAGAAGGAAGAGUCUGCCUGGCUCUCCGGAAUUGGUUCGGAACCGCGUCCUUCGCGGAAUACCCUUGGCUUCCUCAUCUCUGCCAGAGGCUCCAAGGAUGAGGACCUCCCUGGUGGUCAGCCUGGUGCUCCUGCUCAUGGCUCAUGGUCCAGACUUCGCCACUGCUGCUGCUGCUGCUGGGUGCAGAGGAGGAGCAGAAGGAAGAGUCUGCGUGGCUCUCCGGAAUUGGUUCGGAACCGUGUCCUUCGUGGAAUCCCCUCGGCUUCCUCAUCUCUGCCAGAGGCUCCAAGGAUGAGGACCUCCCUGGUGGUCAGCCUGGUGCUCCUGCUCAUGGCUCAUGGUCCAGACUUCGCCACUGCUGCUGCUGCUGCUGGGUGCAGAGGAGGAGCAGAAGGAAGAGUCUGCGUGGCUCUCCGGAAUUGGUUCGGAACCGUGUCCUUCGUGGAAUCCCCUCGGCUUCCUCAUCUCUGCCAGAGGCUCCAAGGAUCAAGACCUCCCUGGUGGUCAGCCUGGUGCUCCUGCUCAUGGCUCAUGGCCCAAACCUGGCCACUGCUGCUACUGCUGGGUGCAGAGGAGGAGCAGAAGGAAGGGUCUGCCUGGCUCUCCGGAAUUGGUUCGGAACUGCGUCCUUCGCGGAAUCCCCUCGGCUUCCUCAUCUCUGCCAGAGGCUCCAAGGAUCAAGACCUCCCUGGUGGUCAGCCUGGUGCUCCUGCUCAUGGCCGCUGCCUUCCUACCCCAGAUGCAAGCUCGCCGUGGCUUCAGUUCCAAGACGGAAUCAACCCCCAGGGCAGGAUCCGCCAGCGUUCAAGGGACCUGCUCCCUACAGUUGCUCCUAUCACAUCGAACAGCUGCUGUGACAACUACAUAAGGAGGCACCUUCCAAUGUGGUACCUGAAAUCCUUUGAAUACACCGGUGAACAUUGUCCCACGCUAGCUGUGGUAUUGAUUACCAGCCAUGAUCAGCGGCCCUGUGCUGAUCCCAGGCUGAAAUGGGUCCGGGAGAGAAUCCGUUCCUUCUUAGAAAAGUAACCAGGUCCUGUUUCCGCCUCCUCUACCCCCAGAAGGGAAGAGAAAUGACCAAUCGGGAGCUACCGGCUUGUGGAGGAGAGGAGGAAGUUAUACAAGGCUGAACAUUAGGCUGUAUCCAUCGUCAUGGAUAGCUUCAAAGGGGAUGGCUGCCUUGAACUAUUAUUAUUAUUUAUUGUUUUGAAUAACCACAUGUACACUUUGAUUGCUCAUUUAUUCUUCUCAUCAUAAAA
Molecule: messenger RNA, 5175 nt
Organism: Hemicordylus capensis (graceful crag lizard)
Lineage: Eukaryota; Metazoa; Chordata; Lepidosauria; Squamata; Cordylidae
Exons: 3
Coding region: 2966-4945 (659 amino acids)
Biological process (GO): immune response
Cellular component (GO): extracellular region
Molecular function (GO): chemokine activity
Source: RefSeq, a predicted model, not a curated record